Molecule: messenger RNA, 4790 nt
Organism: Scaptodrosophila lebanonensis
Lineage: Eukaryota; Metazoa; Arthropoda; Insecta; Diptera; Drosophilidae
Product: peroxidasin
Exons: 9
Biological process (GO): response to oxidative stress
Molecular function (GO): heme binding; peroxidase activity; protein binding
Source: RefSeq, a predicted model, not a curated record
CUCCCCACCCUGGCGCUGCUGCUGUGGCUCGGCCUAAGUCUGAGCCAUGGUUCUGGCCAGGGCCAGGCUGAUGCGGCCGCCUUCUGUCCCGCCGGCUGCAAUUGCUUCGAGCGCACGGUGCGCUGCAUACGCACCCAUCUCCCUGCCCUGCCCCAAGUGCCGCUGGAUACCCAAGUGCUAGAUUUGCGCUUCAAUCGUUUCGACGAGCUGCCGGCCAAUGCAUUCAAUGGUCUGAGCCAACUGACGACACUAUUUCUGAAUGAGAACGAGCUGUCGCAUUUGCAGGAGGAAGCGUUCGAGGGUCUGCAGUCGCUGCAGUUCCUCUAUUUGAACAAUAAUCGCCUAAGCCGCUUACCUGCCAGCAUCUUCCAGCGCCUGCCUCGAUUGGAGGCUAUCUACCUUGAGAACAACGACAUUUGGCAAUUGCCGGCUCACAUUUUCGACAAUCUACCACGCCUCAAUCGCAUUUUCCUUUACAACAACAAGCUGACCAACUUGCCCGUCGAUGUGUUCAACAAAUUGCAGAGCCUGAAGCGACUGCGUCUCGAUGGCAAUGCCAUCGACUGUAAUUGCGGUGUUUACUCGCUUUGGAAACGCUGGCGGUUCGACUCACAGCGCCACAUCAUGACCAUUACACUGACCUGUGCCGCGCCAGCUGCCCUUCAGCGCCACUCCUUUGCCAGCCUCACAGAGCAGCACUUUCGAUGUGUUAAGCCAACCCUUCUCGCCGGUCCGCAUGACAUAGAAGCGUCGAUUGGCGAUGAUGUUGCGCUGUUGUGCCAAGUUGAUGGUGAACCGAAGCCCGAGCUGACCUGGAUGCAGAACACCAAUCAGAUAACCAGCGAAUAUGCGCCGCACAUGCAAAUCUUGGCCAGCGGCACGUUGCGCAUCAAUGGCGUGGCAUCGAAUGACAUUGGCAUCUACCAAUGCAUGGCACACAACGAAAUGGGUGAGAUCAGGUCCCAGCCUAUACGCCUGUUAGUCAAUGAGGACACACACAGAGACACAAGCAACAGCAAUCAAGUGUGGCCCACGUCUGAACAAACGGAUGCGGAACGCACGCCACAGCCGCCUCGAUUCACACUCCAGCCGCGCAACGAAAUUGUCGGUCUGCAUGGCGGUGCACACAUUCUCGAUUGCGCGGCCAGCGGCUGGCCCCUGCCGGACAUACAAUGGUUCGUCAACGGCCGCCAGCUGACACAGUCUACGGCCACGAUGCAGCUGCAGGCCAAUGGCAGUCUGGCCCUGCUCCAGCUCAGUCCGUUGGUGGCGGGCACGUAUCGUUGUGAGGCGCACAAUCGUUUGGGCAGCGUCCAGGCAACGGCUCACAUCGAUGUGAAGGAUUUACCCGAAAUUUUAAUGGCCCCACAAAAUCAAACAAUCAAAUUGGGCAAAGCAUUUGUGCUGGAAUGCGACGCUGAUGGCAAUCCGCUGCCAGCCAUUUCGUGGCAAUUCAAUGGACAGCCUCUGGUUAGCAGCCAGCAUUUGAUGCUGGAGAACGAGAACACCGAGCUGGUGGUCAAUGAGGCGCGGGAACAGGAUGCAGGAAUCUAUCGCUGCACGGCUACCAACGAAAAUGGCGAAACCAGCGCCUCGGCUAGCAUUAGAGUUGAGCGCUCGCAGUCACCUCCACGUCUGGCCAUCGAGCCCACCGAUUUGGUGGCCAUUGCCGGCACUACAUUCGAGCUACCCUGCAAGGCUGAACAGCAGGAGGAUGGAUUGCAGAUUUCCUGGCGGCGGGAUGGCCGUCUCAUUGAUCCGAAUCAGCAAUUGACGGAGAAGUAUCAAAUAAGCGGCGCCGGCAGUCUAUAUGUAAAGAAUGUAACCAUUUUGGAUGGCGGCCGCUACGAGUGUACGUUGAAGAAUCAGUUUGGGCGCGCCACAGCCUCCGCUCUGGUCACCAUCAGAAAUAAUGUUGAUCUGGCACCUGGAGAUCGCUACGUACGCAUUGCUUUUGCCGAGGCAGCCAAGGAAAUUGAUUUGGCCAUAAACAACACCAUUGAUACGCUCUUCACCAAUCGCACGAAGCCGACCGCCAAUGGCCAGCGUGCUCCGCCCAAUUAUGGCGAGCUGUUGCGCGUCUUUCGCUUCCCAACCGGCCAGGCCAGACAGCUGGCCCGUGCAGCGGAGAUCUACGAAAGGACGCUGGUCAACAUACGCAAGCAUGUGCAAAGUGGCGACAACCUGACCAUGGAGAGCGAGCAGUACGAGUUCAGGGACUUGCUUUCGCGCGAGCACUUGCAUUUGGUGGCCGAACUAUCUGGCUGCAUGGAGCAUCGUGAGAUGCCGAAUUGUACGGACAUGUGCUAUCACUCGAAGUACCGCAGCAUCGAUGGUACCUGCAACAAUCUGAUGCAUCCCACCUGGGGCGCUUCGCUGACCGCUUUUCGACGUCUGGCGCCGCCCAUUUAUGAGAACGGCUUCAGCAUGCCCAUUGGUUGGACCAAAGAUAAGCUUUAUGCGGGUCACCGCAAGCCCAGUGCACGCUUGGUAUCCACUUCGCUGGUGGCCACCAAGGACAUUACACCAGAUACACGCAUAACUCACAUGGUCAUGCAAUGGGGUCAGUUCCUGGACCACGAUCUCGAUCAUGCCAUACCAUCGGUGAGCUCCGAGAGCUGGGACGGCAUCGAUUGCAAGAAGACGUGCGAAUUAGCUCCGCCCUGCUACCCCAUCGAGGUCCCCCCAAAUGAUCCACGCGUUAAGAAUCGACGCUGCAUCGAUGUGGUGCGCUCCAGUGCCAUUUGCGGCUCUGGCAUGACUUCGCUGUUCUUUGAUAGCGUGCAGCAUCGGGAGCAGAUCAAUCAGCUGACCUCCUACAUUGACGCCUCACAAGUCUAUGGUUACAGCGCUCCCUUCGCUCAGGAGCUGCGCAACCUGUCCACCGAUGAGGGUCUCCUGCGCGUCGGUGUUCACUUCCCCAAGCAGAAGGACAUGCUGCCGUUUGCUGCCCCUCAAGAUGGCAUGGACUGUCGCCGUAAUCUGGAUGAGAACCAGAUGAACUGCUUUGUGGCUGGUGAUAUAAGGGUUAACGAGCAGGUGGGUCUGUUGGCCAUGCACACGAUUUGGAUGCGGGAGCAUAAUCGCAUCGCCACUAAUCUGCGAGACAUCAAUCCCCACUGGGAUGGUGAUACAUUGUAUCAAGAAGCACGCAAGAUUGUGGGCGCCCAAAUGCAGCACAUAACCUAUAAGCAAUGGCUUCCAAUAAUUAUUGGAGAGAGUGGCAUGCAAAUGCUUGGGGAGUAUCGCGGCUACGAUCCUCAGCUAAAUCCUACAAUUGCCAAUGAGUUUGCCACAGCCGCUCUGCGCUUUGGUCACACGAUCAUCAAUCCCAUAUUGCAUCGUCUUAACGAGAGCUUUCAGCCCAUACCACAGGGUCAUUUGCAGCUCCACAAGGCUUUCUUCGCUCCCUGGCGUCUGGCCUAUGAGGGUGGUGUCGAUCCAUUGAUGCGUGGUAUGUUCGCUGUGCCCGCCAAACUGAAACUUCCCGAUCAGAAUCUAAACACUGAGCUCACAGAGAAACUUUUUCAUACGGCACAUGCUGUCGCUCUUGAUUUGGCGGCCAUUAACAUACAGCGCGGUCGCGAUCAUGGCAUUCCCGGCUACAAUGUUUACAGGCAGUUCUGCAAUCUCACAGUUGCUCAGAGUUUCGACGAUCUUUCGGCUGAGAUCAGCAAUUCUGCGAUAAGGGAAAAACUACGUGAACUGUAUGGGCAUCCGGAUAACAUUGAUGUUUGGCUGGGUGGUAUACUUGAGGAUCAGGUGGAGGGCGGCAAGGUGGGUCCACUUUUCCAGUGCCUUCUGGUUGAGCAGUUCCGCCGCCUACGCGAUGGCGACCGCCUCUUCUAUGAGAAUCCUGGUGUCUUCAUGCCUGAACAGCUGCAACAGAUCAAACAAUCCAAUCUGGGCCGCGUGCUCUGCGAUGUGGGCGAUAACAUUCAGCAGGUCACCGAGAACGUCUUCAUUUUGGCCAAGCAUCAGGGCGGCUACAAGCAGUGCGAGGAUAUAGCGGGCAUCAAUCUCUAUUUUUGGCAGGAUUGCGGCAGCUGCAACAACAUGCCAGCACUUUUCGACACAUUCGUGCCACAGACUUACACAAAACGCAGUCAGCGCAGCAAGCGUGACACCACUGAACAGGAAGUACCCACGGCCGAGAGUUACGACAGUCCCUUGGAGUCGCUGUACGAUGUGAAUGAGGAACGUGUGAGUGGACUGGAGGAGCUGAUUGGCUCAUUCCAAAAGGAACUGAAGAAGUUGCACAAGAAACUGCGAAAACUAGAAGAUACAUGCAAUGCCAUGGACAAUGAACCAGAGCCAGUAGCUGCCGCCCCCGCCGUCCUGAAGCCCAAACGCAGUCAUUGCAUCGAUGACAAGGGCACCACACGCCUCAACAACGAAGUAUGGACGCCUGAUGUGUGCACCAAAUGCAACUGCUAUCAUGGACAGGUGAAUUGCCUGCGUGAAAAGUGCAGUGAGAUCAGCUGCCCGCCAGGCGUUGAACCACUAACACCCCCUGAGGCCUGUUGUCCACACUGCCCCCAGAUACCGCUCAAGAAGCCGAGCAAAUAAAGCGAGGGCGAAGGAAUGGGAGCAUUAGAAAUAUGCAUAUCGACUUAACGUUUAACCAAAACGCGUACCCGUAGUUGUCUCACAAAAACCGAAAACUCUCUCCUUCCUCUUGGCAAUGAUGUUUAUCGGGAAAUCCCUCUUAAAGAGCAAACAAUUAAUUAACAAUUAAAUAAAUGUACUGCUACACAUGUAAUAAUAAAGCACACUGUAUCAAAACUAAA